This is a messenger RNA of Liolophura sinensis, 2098 nucleotides long. RefSeq names its product sorting nexin-17-like. The record is from RefSeq and is a predicted model, not a curated record. NCBI's taxonomy places the organism in Eukaryota, Metazoa, Mollusca, Polyplacophora, Chitonida, Chitonidae. The transcript is spliced from 16 exons. Bases 381 to 1802 code for a protein of 473 amino acids. Gene Ontology annotation, cellular component: early endosome. Gene Ontology annotation, molecular function: phosphatidylinositol binding. Gene Ontology annotation, biological process: endocytic recycling; intracellular protein transport; signal transduction.
UCAAAAUCUCAUGUUGUACAGUAAGGCGUGUGAGAGUUCAUGCUGUUAAAAAAAAAGCCUAUGGAGAUUAUUUUGCUGAGGUCAAGGAACAUACUGAUUUGCAGCUGAGCUCAGUUGGUGAAGCUGACAGCAAGCAUUCGUGAGUGAGGAGGAGGAAGGCUGAAAUUCAAGUUGCGAAAGUUUCCGAAAAUUGGAGUCAACGAGGCAGUUCGAAAAAAGGGGAGUGUACUGUCAGUAAUAUACAUUGCACAUCACUCAGCCAUCAACCUUUCUUACCAGCGCAAAACUGUUGAUUUAAAAAAAAAUGUGACAGAAUUGCCUGUGUAUGAUAAGUUAAUUGUAGUUGCAGACAAUUUAGGAGAAUCCUGUGAUUCGGGAAGAUGCAUUUCUCUAUACCAGAUACACAGGAAUCCAAGGAUGAAAAUGGAACGACUUAUACAUGCUUCAAUGUUCACAUUAAUGGAGUCUUCCAUUGCUCAGUCCGCUACAGACAAUUUCACCAUUUUCAUGAACAGCUAAAGAAAGAGUUUGGCAGUAGCAUUCUCCCCCCUUUCCCACCAAAGAAGCUGCUGGCAUUGAACUCUUCACAGUUGGAGGAGAGAAGAGUGAUGCUUGAACGCUACAUACAAAUAAUCAGUCAGGAUGCCACAGUAUGCAGCAGUGAUACAUUUAAUGGAUUCUUGCUGAAUGCUCAACAGGAAACGGCUCAAGAAGACCCAGAGGCUGUGUCACUGGACGUUUUCCUGAUGAAUGGCCACAAAAUCAGUGUCAACAUACUCUCUACUGACCAGACUGAGGAUGUUCUUGAGAAUGUGGCUUCCCACAUUGAACUCGCAGAUGAUUUUGUUUACUAUUUUGGUCUUUACUUAGUGAAGAAGGAAGAUGGGGGAGAUAACUCUAUUGUCCGCAAGCUUCAGGAGUUUGAAUCCCCGUACAUUUCACUGAGGGCUGCUAAUAAAGAGGACUCCCAUCGUAUUGUGCUGAGAAAAAGUUACUGGGACCCUGCCUUUGAUGAUGAUCUCUUGGAGGACAGGAUUGCUAUGAAUCUUCUCUAUGUACAGGCUGUGAGUGAUAUCGAGCGCCAGUGGACGUUUGCCACUAAAGACCAGCUGAAACAGUUAACUGCAUUACAAGUCAAGGGUUCCAAACGUGAGUAUUUGAGGUUUGCCCGCACCCUGAAGUACUACGGGUUUAUACAGUUCAGGCCCUGUCUUACAGACUACCCAGAACAUAAUUCAAGGCUUCUCCUAUCUGCUGGAAACAAGGAGCUGAACUUUCGCAUACAGAUUUCUUCGGACCAGGUUAAGGAGGGAAGUUUUAGAAUAACCAGAAUGAGAUGCUGGCGGAUUACUACAGCUGGCCCAGAAAAUGGAGAUUCUGACAAACGUCAGUCAAACAGCUUGUCAAAAUUAGAGAUCGCCUUUGAGUACUUAGUUGCCAAGGAUACAUUAAAGUGGAUUACAGUGCAAAGUGACCAGGCUAUCCUCAUCAGCAUGUGCUUACAAAGCAUGGUGGAUGAAUUGAUCAUGAAAAAGCAGGGCAAGCGAAUCAAACGGCCUCAGGAUCGUGUGAAAGGGUCAAAGUACAGUUACCUGAAAAAGAAUGCUUCAUCACACCAGACCGAUUCCAGUAAACAGUCCGUGUCAGGGGAGUCGGAUGAUCAUAGUGCCAUCACCAAAGCCGUGGACUCCAUGAAGAAAAUAUCAGAUAAGUUGUCAAAUGUGUCAAUGAAGAGAGGUGCCAAUGAAACCGGGAUUACAGAAAAUGAUGCUUUUGAGGGAAUCGGUGAUGAUGACCUUUGACCCCAGUUUGUCUUUUGGGUUACUGCAUAUUGAUAAUCUUCAGUUUCUGGACACUCUUUCUUUCUCUUUAUUUAUCUCCCUUCCACGUCACAAGGCACACUGGCAAACUAUCACAGAAUAGAACCAAGACAGUCUGAAAUGACAGAUAUACAUGGAUUUUUUGGAAUGUUUGAGAUUCCAUUACCAGUGUUACAUGCACUAAUGCGUAGCAAUCUGUGCAUAUGUUUGAGCAGUGUAUACUGUAAUUCUAAUUUUAGGACAUAUUACCAGCACUAAAAGCAAAAUAUUUCUCGCUC